AUGAAGACUUCGAACUCCCACAACGCCCAGGCCGUCCUUGUGUUGUCAAAGUGGCUGCAGCGUGAGACAAGUAAGCUUGAAGUGAUCACUCGCAUUGUAAUAAGUGUGGACAAGCUCGUUUGGGGACUCAAUACUACUAAUAUCAAUGUUCCAAAGUAUCACCUGACUGAGCCACCAUUGCGGCCGGCCAUGUUGUGUGACCACGAUGAUCUUGUGGUGGUGAUGAACCUUGUCGCCAAUGACGAGCAUAUUGGAUUGAUUGGUCCAGCAGGCAUGGGAAAUAAUUCUCUUAUGAAUGCCAUCCUCAAUGAGCUGAGCUGGUCUCCAGCCGUGCUGCUCAAGAAAUGGGACAAUCAGUAUACCAAGGUGCUCGACCAAUAUUAUGGUUCAGCAUGUAUCGAGCUCAUGGCAUACAACACGUGGUCUAGAGGAGAUUGCAUUUGUGUGUAG
This is a messenger RNA of Suillus fuscotomentosus, 450 nucleotides long. RefSeq lists its product as uncharacterized. Lineage: Eukaryota; Fungi; Basidiomycota; Agaricomycetes; Boletales; Suillaceae. The transcript is spliced from 5 exons. The coding region runs from base 1 to 450 and encodes 149 amino acids. The record is from RefSeq and is a predicted model, not a curated record.